Molecule: messenger RNA, 2250 nt
Organism: Trypanosoma theileri
Lineage: Eukaryota; Euglenozoa; Kinetoplastea; Trypanosomatida; Trypanosomatidae
Exons: 1
Coding region: 1-2250 (749 amino acids)
Biological process (GO): nucleobase-containing compound metabolic process
Molecular function (GO): nucleic acid binding; 3'-5' exonuclease activity
Source: RefSeq, a predicted model, not a curated record
AUGACCCGUCAACUCUGUGUUUUGGAUGUUUCUUGGAAGAAAAUAGACAAAGAGGCUUACCUGGAUGCAUGGCAACAGUUGGUAAAGGAGGCCAUUGGGUGUGCCUUUAUUGGCUUGGACUUGGAAUGGACAUCCAUGUCUAAGCCUUGUGUAGAGGAGAAGGAGGAAGAAGGUGAAGAAGAGGAGGAGGAAGAAGAAGAAAAGAAUACUCCUGGUAUCAACAGGGUCACUGCAUGUGUUGGGAGAAAAAGGACACCUACUGUGAAGUCUGCACACUAUGUGGGACCUGUGGCAGUGGUGCAGCUUAGUACGUUAAGCGUUACCUUUGUUAUAAAGCUCUGUGAUGUAGUUCGUAUAGCUGAAGGUGGUAAUUGUAGUUCUCCACAUGGAGAGGCUGCUGGUUCUCCAAUCUUGAAUCUUGUUAAGGACAACUUGUGUGCUCUCUUAGCAGAUGAACGUAUUACAAAAGUGGGAGUUGGUGUCUUUGGUGACCAAGAGAAACUACAACGUGACUAUACUGGAUUCUAUAUUUCACCUUGUGUAGAUCUUAUCGUCUUGUCUCAUCGUCUCUUCUUCUCCCAUGCAGAUGUGAAGCGACUGCGGGGUUUAAAAGAUAUCGCUGAACGUUUUUCUGGUACCAUUCUUGAGAAAGAUCCCCUUGUAAUACGCAGUGACUGGGGUGGAAAUCUGGGUCCCCUCUCUCCACUUCAGAUUCAAUACGCUGCUAGGGACGCAGAAGCAUCAUUUGAUACCUGUCUUGGUAUUUUAAGAGAAUCACGCGUUAUAGAGAGUGAUGAGACACUACAAACUGCCUGUACUCUACAGGAAUCCCCAAACUCAGUAGUUUCUAUUUUACAGGCUCUGGCUGGUGUAAAACGAACCUCGGAAAAGGGACGUCAGAAGAAUUGUGAAGAAAACCAAAAUGAACGUAAUGUAUGGUGGUGUAAGGGGCGUUCCAAACCUUACUAUCACAAUAUUUUUCUCUACGAUGCCGAUAUGAAUCUUGUCUUUACUGUUGAUAAGUCCAAGGCAGAGUGGUAUGUGUACAAGAAAGGUUUGGCAAAGGUGACAGAAUGGCGGGAUGGGGAUAACAGUGAUACGUCAAGUUCACAGAAGGAGAUAGCCGCUAUUCAGCUUGUUUUUAGUCCAGAUUUUUCAAAGUACAAUGACGCUCAUAUUCGUCGUAAUUUGGACUACUUCCGUCAACCCAAAGAGAAUCAAUGUGUUGUCUGUGGUAAUUCGAAUGACUUGGUACGAUUUGCUGUUGUACCACUAGGUUACAGAAAGUUUCUCCCUAGUGUAUACAUGAGUCAUAACAGCUAUGAUUUACUACUCUUAUGUACUACAUGUUUUGCAGUGGUCCGAAUAAAAUAUGAUAAAGAGCGACAACGUGUAGCUGAGGAUUAUGGUGUACCUCUGGGUCACCUAACACCAAAAGAAGUCAAAAAACAUCGAGCCAUAUUGCAGAAGAAUAACCAAGAGGAAAAAGAAACUAACAUUUCUAUAAUAAACAGUGAUGACAACAAGGUGUUGGCAGAUGAAGGGAGAGAGGGUAUUUCUUCUUCUCAAAAGAGGUGCAUUAUGGAAGCAUACCUUGAUAUUGAGGAACAUCGUGAAACCCUCCUUAACAUAUUUAAAUAUGCCAAAGCCUUACGUGGUUGUUACGAUACCUCUACGGAUGAAAAAGAAGAAGGAGAGAAGAAAGGAACUACAGAAAAUAAUGAUACAUCCAUCUCUUUAAUGCAAAAAAGGUCUGCAAAGAUUCCACCAUCCCGUGUAGAACAGCUUGCGUCAUAUAUUCGUUUGCACGCUCCACUAUAUCCUUUUACAAAGAAUACUAAAGAACAAGAAGAAUUAUUCCUUAUUGAUGCUGCUUCUCCAGAGUCUGUCAAAUACAUACUUGAGAGUGGAAAAUCACCUCGUGCCGUUUUGACACGUUUUUGGCUUCGUCAACACCCAGAAGUUCGUGAUAUGUUUUGCAACACGACAAGAAAAGGUGCAUCUUUAGAAGAUAAUCUCUCACUGGAAUCACAGGAAGAUGAAGGUAUGAAGGAAGAGAACCUCUCUGUGGAUUGUCACGGAUUUCUUGUGGUGCAAGCGGUUUUGCAAAAGUAUAUGGGACAUCCCGAUAAGACCCAGGAUCACGCUGUAGGUGAGUUUAUUUACCGAUGGCGUAUGUCCUUCGUACGUGGGAUGAACCCAAAAUACCUGCCGAGUGGCUGGUGUCCGGAAGAUGGAAUAUUGUUGUGA